UGAACAGGGUCAUAUGGUUGACCGGAAUUCUGCGAAUCGAGGACUUGGUUCCCGUUACAGCACAGGAAGUAUUCCCUAUCUCUAGCGCUUCCCGGGAAAAAUAUCCAGCUCCUGUAAGGAUAAAAUAUGUGGAAAAGAAUAAAUUUCAAUGGAUCGUAAUUCUGGACACACUUGCUUUUUACUCGGCCGCUUUAAAGUGUGCAGGUCGUGCAUUUCUUGAAAAUGUCUGACACGAAAAAGAAAGUUGAACUUUUUUACGCUGGUUUCUAUGUAUCAAACAUCGCAAAAUGCGCGCUUUUUAUCUUUUGUUUUGUGUACUUUGUCUGGUCUGCCUACGAAAUAUCAACGUUAAAAAGCGAAUUAAAGGAUCUUUCGAAAGUUGUAGCGUCCAUUUCUCCUGGAGGCAAGGAAGUUUCAAAGUCUUUUCAGCGUUCUCCCAGUUCCUUUGUAUCAUUGAGUCGUACUGUUCAGGUCACUGAGGAGUUAAGAAGGAUUCGACUGAAACGAGGCAUCGAAAAACAAAAGAAAAAGAGAAGGAGACAGAAAGGAAAAAAGCGAAGAAGAUGUAAAUGUCCUCCAGGGCCUGCUGGUCCCCAAGGUCCUCGUGGUGAAAAAGGGGAUACUGGUUUGCCCGGUGCAGCUUGCUCCGCAAGAGCUGCCCAUUUUGUGACUACUCCUCCCAAAGCAAAUGAUUGUAUCUUAGAGGAAUUCAAAGUUUAUUGUCCCGGGAACAGAACUUUCUGGAGUGCAAACAAGUCCGAACCUAUACCAUACUUUCAAGAAGCUAGAUGGAUGAAAUAUAAAAUAAACAAUUCAAUACUGAAAAUAAGAUCUGACAAAGGCAACUCCUUCGAAGUUCUUCAGUCGGGACUUUAUCUAAUGUAUGCCCAGAUAGAGAAAUUCACAAAGGAUCCCCGCGAGUUCUUCGGACUAUUUGUCACGGACAAAACUGAUUCGAACGAAAAACGAGUGUUUCACUGUGCUGAUAGCAUUGACAGUUACGAACACAGUGACAUUUCUGUUUUCUUCAAUUCGAAGGAAAAGACGUGCAAUAUGAUGGGUUUGCAAUAUUUGGAAAAGGGUGACAUACUUCGACUGAAAGUAGUUACAUCGAACACGGCUGUUACCAUUAGCCAGGAUAAAACUUUCUUUGGCGCAGUUUUGUUCUCAUGAUUUGAUUAGUUUUGAACCCCAAGUUUGAAGGAACAGAGAAGGAAAGGGUAGUUUCCAAUGAUGACUACCGAUAAACAAUAACAUAUCGUUGGAUAUAUUUUUCUUUUUUUUUUAUUUCAAAACUAUUUCGAUUGGGGGUCAAAGUCGUGUAAAUAUUAACUUUACUUGAUCUCAUGUGAGUGUAUUCUGUGAUAAAAAGAAAAAGUGAAUUAAGAAGUGUUUGAUACGGGUUCUGGUGAAUGAUAUAUAUUUUACUGUGCAAAGAAAUAUCCAUGUUUUUGUUUUCUUAUUGAAAAUCUUCUAUUAUGGAAAUCUUAUGAAUACACGACUGUUAUAUUUCAAUUAAAAGAAAAAUAAUAGA
Magallana angulata is the source of this 1534-nucleotide messenger RNA. RefSeq lists its product as uncharacterized. The record is from RefSeq and is a predicted model, not a curated record. Gene Ontology annotation, biological process: immune response. Bases 223 to 1173 code for a protein of 316 amino acids. Lineage: Eukaryota; Metazoa; Mollusca; Bivalvia; Ostreida; Ostreidae. The transcript has 8 exons. Gene Ontology annotation, cellular component: membrane. Gene Ontology annotation, molecular function: receptor ligand activity; tumor necrosis factor receptor binding.